ACCUAUUAUAUCAGGGCAAAACAACCUUAAUGCAGUCCUUGGCAAUGUUAGGGCUGAGUCGAUUUUCUCUGAAAUUUGGGAUCGCCUGUAAAAAAAAACCUUAAAUAUGUCAAUCUGUUGUUUUGCCCUGAUGAUGACCUUAAAAUAGUUCGAAAGCCUGGCAGAAACAUUUGAAUUCCUUUUUUUCUCAAGUCUAUGCCUUGUCGCAGUAUUCCGUGAAAUAAGCGUUCGGCACAGUUUUAUCGCCGGUUUUAGCGAGCCGAGGCCCCUCUCCGUUGGAAGGAGAAAAGGAAAAAUUAUGCAACCCGCGCCCGCCUUCAUCAUCGGUGUACGUUCAGUGCGGUUCAUGUCUUCAGAGUGCCAUGGAUAAUAUCACCCCACCGGCGGUACUCAAACAGGUGUGGCUGGCUAUGACAGCCAGUUUGGGCUACCUAACAAUAGGCCUAGUUAGAGGAUUUUCCUCGCCAGCAAUCCCAUCAAUGGAAUCAAACAAUCCCGAACUCAUACCACACCAUCAAGCACUAUCUUGGAUUUCUGCAGUACCCCCUUUGGGUGCUCUUGUAGGAAGUUUGUUUUCUGGUGCGAUGAUGCAGCAUUUGGGAAGAAAAAGAACUCUGAUAAUUAGCUCCCCUAUGUUUGCCGCAUCUUGGCUUUUCAUAGCUUACUCUACAGACUGGCUUCACCUAGUCACAGCAAGGGCUUUGACAGGCCUAUGUGUCGGUAUUGUACUACCUUCAGCACAAAUUUAUGUAAGCGAGUGCUCGCACCCAAAAAUAAGAGGCAUGGUCGGCUCAUUUCCAGCGCUCUUCAUGGCAGGUGGAAUCCUUAUGGCUUACAUUCUUGGAUCGUUUCUCCUCUGGAACCAUCUGGCCAUGGUUUCAGCAGCAUUUCCUAUAAUUUUACUAUUUUUGCUGAUCCCAUUGCCCGAAUCGCCGACUUGGCUGAGGUGCAGGGGAAAGAUGAAGGAAGCCGAUCAAGCGAUGUCCUGGUUGCACAGAGAGCCUUUUACUACCAAUAUUGAAAUGUUUACGGUCAAUUCUCCAAAAGAAGCUGUGACAUCACUUCCAAAAAGCAAAAAAUCCCUUGCACUAUCAAAGGCAAUUUUGAAAGGUAAAUUUUCCAGAGAGACAUUAUUCCGAGGACCCGUCCUUCUGCCGUUUGGCUUAGUGAUAGCAAUUAUGAUUUUUCAGCAGAUAAGCGGGAUUGACUCGAUAAUUUUCUACACUGUUUCAAUAUUUCACAUAAGCGGAUCAACAUUAGGGGAGUAUGAAGCUACAAUUUUUGUCGGCGCCGUUCAAGUCGUAGCAACGCUUCUUUCUCUUUUCCUGACUGAUUGGUAUGGGAGAAAAGUACUGCUGCUUAUCUCCGGCAGCAUAAUGGCGAUUGCCAUGACAGCCUUAGGAACUUAUUUUUAUCUGUAUGAAAGAGGUAGAGCGAAUUCUUUCGGUCUCCUGCCUCUCCUCAGCCAGCUCGCCUUUAUCACAGGAUUUUCAAUCGGGUUUUGCAACAUACCUUUCAUACUGAUGGGGGAGCUCCUUCCAAUAGCUCAUCGGAGCUUCUUAAGCUCGAUAGCAGGUGCUUGUAAUCUCGGCGCUAUGUUUCUUGUCAUAAAAACAUAUCCAGACAUUACUCAGUGGUUAGGACCAGAAGGCGCUUUCUGGAUAUAUGCAGUACUAUGCUUUACAAGCUGUAUCUUUGUGCAUUUUCUACUUCCUGAAACAAAAGGAAAGAGUUUGGAAGAAAUCGAAGCAUACUUUGAGAGUAGGUUCAAAGAUAAGAAAGAAGAUCCAGUCGCUCAAGUUGAACAAAACAAAUAAUCUAGUCUAUAUCUAUAUUUAUGAAAACUUACGAUUGGGCGUUAUAAAAGAUCCACAAAAGUUUGGAACUUUUUAACUCAAUUGAUAAACCAUCUAAAAUCUAAAGCAACUGAUGCUAAAAAGAUUUUAAGAACUUGGAAACAUCAACCAGAGAAUGCAUUUAUGUGAUUCUGCUAUCAUUAGUAAAUACUUUUGUUAGUGACAUUUAUUAGUGUAUGGGGGUGUCGGUGGCCACAACGGUUAGGCGUUAACACGGCGCACAUUACUGUAUGGCAAAGGUUCCCGGUUCUAAUCCAGCGGUCCUGCAUUCAAACCCGACAUACUUACAAAUGGGCUUUUUUUCAAAAACACUGGCACCCCGAGGGUUGACAUGACCUCUGCAGUUACAAACCCUCAUAAAAUUAAAUUAAAAAUUUUAAAAAAAGUUAUUCGUAUGAAAAAAGUACACUAUGUGUACAAACCAUAACAUUAAAAAGUGUUGUGCAUACUGUUAACUGUUUAAUUUUGGUGUAGAAAAAAAAACAGUAUAAAUAUUUUAUUCAUCACAUUAGCAAUUUUUGGAGCAGCAUCAUACUAUGUAAAAUUCUUCAUUGUGGUAUUUUUUAUAUAUAUUUUUUUUUUUAAUUUGUGGUCUGUGUUUCUGUUCUAGUAGUAAAUGUAAUAUACAUAUAAUU
Molecule: messenger RNA, 2491 nt
Organism: Cimex lectularius (bed bug)
Lineage: Eukaryota; Metazoa; Arthropoda; Insecta; Hemiptera; Cimicidae
Product: facilitated trehalose transporter Tret1-like
Exons: 6
Coding region: 363-1817 (484 amino acids)
Biological process (GO): transmembrane transport
Cellular component (GO): membrane
Molecular function (GO): transmembrane transporter activity
Source: RefSeq, a predicted model, not a curated record